Ruditapes philippinarum (Manila clam) is the source of this 1973-nucleotide messenger RNA. RefSeq names its product X-ray repair cross-complementing protein 6-like. NCBI's taxonomy places the organism in Eukaryota, Metazoa, Mollusca, Bivalvia, Venerida, Veneridae. Gene Ontology annotation, molecular function: DNA helicase activity; damaged DNA binding; double-stranded DNA binding. Bases 109 to 1929 code for a protein of 606 amino acids. The transcript is spliced from 20 exons. Gene Ontology annotation, cellular component: nucleus; Ku70:Ku80 complex. Gene Ontology annotation, biological process: double-strand break repair via nonhomologous end joining; cellular response to gamma radiation; telomere maintenance. The record is from RefSeq and is a predicted model, not a curated record.
UAACAUCACGACAGUCACAGUAGUUUUCCGGGAAAAUUUGCAUAAUUUGCAAUUUACUAAAAUUGCCUAUUAAUAAAGAUUUGAACUCUUUGUAGGCUGACAGCAACUAUGGCUUUUGAGUUUGGUUUCCAGAAGUUUGGGGAUGAAGAAGAUGAAGAUGAGGAAUUAGAUUUUCAUUUUGGUGGGGGUAUGAGAGAUGGACUUAUAUUGCUGUUAGAUUGUACUAAACCAAUGUUUGAUGUGGAUGAUGAGGACGAAGAUGAAAGUCUGUUCCAGCGCUGUAUCAGAUGUUGCAAGACUACGUUACAGAACAAGAUCAUAAGUAGUGAAAAGGACUUAAUAGGUGUUGUUUUCUUCGGAACCGAGAAGUCAAAAAAUCCAAAUGACUUUAAACAUAUUUAUAUAUACCAGGAGUUGGAUCAGCCAGGUGCUCCCAGAAUAUUACAACUUGAAGAAAUGUGUGAAGAGAAUUACAAGACAUUUACUGUAGAUUAUGGACACAGUCCAGCAUUUUCCCUCAGUGAGGCUUUGUGGACAUGUCAGAAUAUGUUUGCUAAUAGCCCACAAAAAGUGAACUCGAAGAGAAUUCUGUUGUUUACAUGUAAUGAUAAUCCACAUGCCGGAAACCAGCAGUUACAGCGUCAAGCUAAGACAAAAGCAAGUGAUCUCAAUGAAACUGGUAUAGACCUGGAAUUGAUGCAUCUACAGUUGCCAGGGGAAACAUUUGAUGUCACCAAAUUCUACAAGGACUUACUGUACACAGAUGAUGAUGAGUUGACAGAGUUACCUGACCCUGCUGAAAAACUAGAGGAACUACUUUCAAGGGUACGAUCGAAAGACCAUAAGAAGAGAGCACUGCGGCAUAUUUCCUUAUCACUGGGUGAAGGAUUGGAAAUGGGUGUAGGAGUGUAUAACUUAGUAAGACCAUGCACCAAGCCAUAUCCAGUAAAAUUGGACAAAAGGACCAAUGAGGAGCUGAAAAGUCAUUCAAAAACAUAUCUGAAGGACACUGGAGAAGUUUUAAUGCCACAAGAUCUCAAGAAAUGUCAGACAUACGGUGGGAAAAGAAUCUUCUUUGAAAAUGAAGAAGUGAAUCAGAUAAAGAGAUUUGACCCAUCAGGUUUAUAUUUGAUGGGAUUUAAACCAAGAAGUUCAUUAAAAAUAUACUUUAAAGUAAAACCAGCUUCGUUCAUUUAUCCUGAUGAAAAAACUAUUAUUGGCAGCACUACAUUGUUCACAGCAUUAUUGAAGAAGUGUGUAGAUCGUGAUGUGGUCCCAAUCUGUAAAUACAUCCCCGGGAAAAAUUAUCCGCCAAGAUUUGUUGCUCUACUUCCGCAGGAGGAAGAGUGUGAUGAACACAAGGUACAGUUAUGUCCCCCUGGCUUCCAUGUUAUUUUCCUACCAUUUGCAGACGAUUUCAGGAAAGUCAAGUAUGAGCAAAAUACAAAAGCUAAUUCAGACCAGAUAGAUGCUGCCAAAGAGAUAUUGAAGAAACUUCAGUUUACGUACUCAGCAGAGAGUUUUGAGAACCCCGUUUUACAGAAACACUGGAGAAACAUCGAGGCCCUGGCUUUAGACAGAGAUUCGCCCGAAGAGAUGACAGAUUACACACUACCAGAUGAGGAUAGAAUAAAGAGGAGAGCUGGUGACGCUAUAGAUCAAUUUAAAGACCUUGUUUUUCCAGCAGGAUACGUUGCAGGGGCCAAGAGAAAGGCAGGAGGUGGCGGAGACCCAGGUGCUAAAAGAGCCAAGACGGAGCAGGCGGCUUCAGGGGUUGACCUGAAGGCAGAAGCUGAAGCUGGCCGACUUGGUAAACUGACAGUGCCCAUUUUAAAGGAGAAGAUAAAAGAGAACGGCAUAUCCUGUACGGGCACGAGGAAAGCUGAUCUAAUAGACGCAAUUUGUGCACACUUCAAUGUGGGCGUGUAAAAGGGAUGGACACGGUAUAAUGUGGGCGUGUAAAAGGGAUGGGC